Messenger RNA from Funneliformis mosseae, 129 nucleotides. The record is from the annotation of a GenBank genome assembly. Lineage: Eukaryota; Fungi; Glomeromycota; Glomeromycetes; Glomerales; Glomeraceae.
AUGAGAAAAGUUACUUAUAAUAAAACAUGCAAAAGUUCAGCUUUUUCAGAACUUGAAAAAGAGCUUUCUUUAUGUGUAAUUAAUCUACAUAAAGCUGUAAAAACUAUUAUGCAAAAUAUUAGUAGUUAG